Messenger RNA from Saccoglossus kowalevskii, 2641 nucleotides. Its product is annotated as thioredoxin domain-containing protein 5-like. Gene Ontology annotation, biological process: protein folding. The record is from RefSeq and is a predicted model, not a curated record. Gene Ontology annotation, cellular component: endoplasmic reticulum. Lineage: Eukaryota; Metazoa; Hemichordata; Enteropneusta; Harrimaniidae. Gene Ontology annotation, molecular function: protein disulfide isomerase activity.
GGAGGAAAGAAACAACCAACCCCUACCGCUUUCUUUUCAACAUGGCAGCCAUGGUGCAGAGUGGUGUGUUUCGUCGCUUAGUCCAAAUAGCACUGUGUUUUCUGUUUAUUUCGAUAUCUCUUGUCAAACCUGACGACGAACAGAAAUAUGUUCUCGACGCUGAAAUGUUUGCGAAGGCUGUGAAAGAUAAGGCUCAUUUCAUCAUGUUUUUCGCACCGUGGUGCGGUCAUUGCAAACGACUACAGCCAACAUGGAAUGAACUUGCUGAAAAGUACAACAAUAAUGAAGAUAGUGAAGUUAAUUUGGGCAAGGUUGAUUGCACAGUGGAAACUGCACUGUGUUCUGAAUAUGGAGUUACAGGCUAUCCUACAUUAAAGUUUUUUAGACCAGGUGAAGAGGCGGUAAAAUACCAGGGCAAGCGUGAUGCAGAAACAUUGGAGAAAUUCAUGAAAGAAACUUUGGAUCCUUCUACUAAGGAAGAACCUGAGGUGGCAGCCACUGGACCACCAGAAGCUAAAGAUGGUUUAUACGAGUUGAACGCUGGUAACUUUGACAAACAUGUAGCAAAAGGUAGCCACUUUGUAAAAUUUUAUGCUCCUUGGUGUGGUCACUGUAAACGUCUUGCUCCAACCUGGGAGGAACUUGCAAAAGACUCAGACGGCAAAGUGACUAUCAAUAAGAUUGAUUGCACUUCUGAGAAACCGGUGUGCGAUAAAUUUGAGGUAAGAGGAUACCCAACACUUCUUUUCAUCAAAGAUGGUCAAAAAAUAGAGAAAUAUGGUGGAGCUCGUGAUUUGGAUGCUUUGAAAUCAUAUGUUGAGAAAAUGCAGGCAUCUGGUAAAGAAGCACCUAAGCCUGAAAAGGUUAAGAAGGUAGAGGAAAAACAAGAGGUAAAAAAAGAUGAAGACAAACCAUCAAAGGUUGUAACGCUUGGUGAAGAUUCUUUUGAAACUGGUAUAGGAACCGGCCUUACCUUUGUCAAAUUCUUUGCACCAUGGUGUGGCCAUUGUAAACGUCUUGCUCCAACAUGGGAAGAAUUAGCUGAGAAAGUUGCAAGUAAACCCAAUAUCAAGAUUGCUAAAGUUGAUUGCACUGUAGAUAAAGAUGUAUGCAAAAAAGCAGAGGUUCGUGGAUAUCCAACACUAAUUCUUUAUAGCAAUGGAAAGAAAGUAGAUGAUUAUAACAAGGCAAGAGAAUUGGAUGCCCUGUACAAAUACAUUACAGAGCGCCCCCAUGAUGAGUUGUAAUUCAUCACCUUCAAUAUUUUAAUUUUCUGUUAAACAGAUUUCUUUUAAUAUUUUUUUUUUUUAAUACAAUUGUUUAACUCCCAAAUUUUGUAGCUUUUUGCUUUGUUUCGUUAUUUCUUCAAAAAGGUAUAGAUUGUUUUUUCAAGUAAUACUGAGUCAAAACUGUUGAUACUAAAUAAGUAAACUUGUGAUAUGUCAUAAACAUGGUAUAUAUUUAUGUCAAACCACUUAUUUUCCUAGCUGUUUUUUAGACUGCAUGUGUACAGCCACAUUUUUAUAUCAUGUCAUUCAGUUUUCUCAGUAUUACAUGAACAAGGAUGAAACAAAUGCAACUCUGCGUUACUGUUAUUUCUUGUUGCGACUGUUGAAAUGUUUUUUUUUUUGUUUAAUCUCUAUUUUUAGUAUAAUUUGCUUUAGAAACUGAAUUACCAUAGAAAACCCUGAAAAGAAGCCAAAUGUGUACUUUUUAAAAUCAAGUUUAAAAUACAUUUGCUUUUUCUUAGCACUAGCCAAAUCGAAAUAUUAUUUGAAAACAAGUAGCGCUGAAGUGUUUUCAUUUGAACAUUACCCACAUUGAAAUUCUCAUUUUAACACCUUGCCUUCUAAAGUCUCCACCAACGCGAUAUAAACUGUUUCAUCUUGGCACUAACCAAAUAGAAUUAUUUGAAAACAAGUAGCGCUGAAGUGUUUUCAUUUGAACAUUACCCACAUUGAAAUUCUCAUUUUAACACCUUGCCUUCUAAAGUCUCCACCAACGCGAUAUAAACUGUUUCAUCUUGGCACUAACCAAAUAGAAUUAUUAUUUGAAAACAAGUAGCGCUGAAGUGUUUUCAUUUGAACAAUACCCACAUUGAAAUUCUCAUUUUAACACCUUGCCUUCUAAAGUCUCCACCAACGUGAUAUAAACUGUUUCAUCUUGGCACUAACCAAAUAGAAUUAUUUGAAAACAAGUAGCGCUGAAGUGUUUUCAUUUGAACAAUACCCACAUUGAAAUGUUCUCGUUUUAACACCUUACUUUCUGAAAGCCUCCACAGACUAACCAGUUGGUGAAAAGUUAGCAGGCAAUGUGCACUAGUAAGAUCACAGCAGUAUGAUAUAAACUGUUAAAAAUUGGGUUUGUUUUGCUUAUGAAAAUACCUUUUAUAUAAAAUCAAUAGUGCUGCAACAAAUAUUUUGGUACCAAAUUGAGAUAUAAUUUUCUAUGUACGAGGUGUUGAAAACUAAAGUGCAAUUUCUAGUGUUAUAAAAAGGUACCACUCUUGAAUUUUACAUUGUAUAAUGUGCAUUGAGACCAAAUCAACAGCUGGAAAGACUAAUAUAUUGAUUGGGUAUAAAUAAGCUGGUUAACAUUGUCAGGCCAGUUUACAAUAAAUAAAAGAAAUAUGUUCUGAAAG